UUUGGUUGUUAAUUAUGUAUUAUGAUUGUGAAGUUUCUAUUUGAGAAAAAAUUUAAUUAUAUGGUAAUUUAAAAUAAUAAAAAGAAAACAUGAUAUCCGAAAAAAUUUGUAGAACUUGUGUGGCUGAGAAGGAUAAUUUACAAGCAAUUUUUAAUGUUACAGAUAUGCUAAAAGUGUGUACUUCUAUACAGGUAACUAAAAAUGAUGGUUUGCCGGAAUUAAUUUGUUCGGAAUGUAUAGAAAAAUUAAAUAAUGCUUUUGAGUUUAGAAAGCAAUGGUAA
Messenger RNA from Chrysoperla carnea, 281 nucleotides. RefSeq lists its product as uncharacterized. Bases 90 to 281 code for a protein of 63 amino acids. Gene Ontology annotation, cellular component: nucleus. The transcript has 3 exons. Lineage: Eukaryota; Metazoa; Arthropoda; Insecta; Neuroptera; Chrysopidae. The record is from RefSeq and is a predicted model, not a curated record. Gene Ontology annotation, molecular function: zinc ion binding.